Messenger RNA from Hyphopichia burtonii NRRL Y-1933, 1911 nucleotides. Its product is annotated as sphinganine-1-phosphate aldolase. Gene Ontology annotation, cellular component: endoplasmic reticulum. The transcript has a single exon. The record is from RefSeq and is a predicted model, not a curated record. Gene Ontology annotation, molecular function: sphinganine-1-phosphate aldolase activity; pyridoxal phosphate binding. The coding region runs from base 115 to 1911 and encodes 598 amino acids. Lineage: Eukaryota; Fungi; Ascomycota; Pichiomycetes; Serinales; Debaryomycetaceae. Gene Ontology annotation, biological process: sphingolipid catabolic process; carboxylic acid metabolic process.
UUUAUAACUAAGGAUAGAAUUGAAUCUAAGGGAUUUCGUAUAAUAUUUGUAAGUAUUUGAUUACAAUUGCUGUUCAAAAUUAACUACCCAUUGGAAAGUUAAAAUACUUCGAUCAUGGAACUCGAAUCAUUUACUAGGGCCAAAGUAUUUGGUCAACCUUUUCUUCCCACUGAUUUUAAGCUGAUGGUUUUCUUUAUUCAAACCAGUUUUUGGAUUUACGUUGAACAAAUUAAAGGCUGGGUUAAUUACCAAUACCUCGAGUCAUACUCUUGUCCGUGGGGUUAUCUCGCGUUGGCUCGUGAUGUUGUGAUUGUCUACUUGGUCCUUGGCUAUUUAAGCCGUUUAUUUACAAGCAUUCGUGGCUACGGGGUAUACAAGUCGCUUUGUAUGUUCUUUAAGAAAGUGAAUAGACAAGUGUUUUUAACACUUUUGUCAUUGCCACCAAUGAAUAAGAAAGUUGAAAAAGAACUUGAAUCAGUUUUGGCCAAAAUUGAAGAGGAAAUUAUGCAGAAUAAUGAUGAUCUUUUGCAAUUUCCUCAACUUCCAGCUAAAGGCAUUACCACUGAACGCGUUUUGACAGAGUUGGACAAUUUACAGAAUUUAAAGCAUAGUGAUUGGAUUAAUGGGAAAGUGAGUGGAGCUGUUUAUCACGGAGGUAAAUCUCUUCUUGAUUUACAAUCGGAAGCGUAUCAUAAAUAUUCGGUUGCUAAUCAACUACAUCCGGAUGUCUUUCCUGGUGUGAGAAAGAUGGAGGCUGAAGUUGUGUCAAUGGUGCUUAAAAUUUUCAAUGCCCCAGAAACUGGUUGCGGGUCUACAACCUCUGGUGGUACUGAAUCGUUAUUACUUACUGGUUUGGCAGCAAGACAAUAUGGUAAAACUUAUAGAGGUAUCACUCAACCAGAAGUUAUCGCGCCUGUUACUGUACAUGCUGGUAUUGAGAAAGCAUGCUUCUAUUUUGGUAUGAAAUUGCAUAAGGUUGAUUUAGACCCAAAGACUUACCAAGUUGAUAUAAAAAAAGUUGAAAGAUUAAUCAAUAAAAAUACUGUUUUACUUGUUGGAUCUGCGCCUAAUUACCCUCAUGGUAUCAUCGAUGAUAUAGAAGCUCUUUCCAAAUUGGCAUUGAAAAAUAAAAUACUACUUCAUGUUGAUGCUUGCUUGGGGUCUUUCAUUGUAUCAUUUUUGGAAAAAUCAGGCGUCCAUGAUAAAGGAGCUAUUCCCUUGUUUGAUUUCAGAUUACCUGGGGUAACCUCCAUUUCUUGUGAUACUCAUAAAUAUGGUUUUGCUCCUAAGGGUUCCUCUAUAAUAAUGUAUCGUAAUUCGAAAAUUCGUGAAUGUCAAUACUACGUUCUGAGUGAUUGGACUGGAGGUAUGUAUGGAUCUCCUACAUUGGCAGGUUCAAGACCAGGUGCGUUAAUGGUUGGUUGCUGGGCAACUUUAGUUAACAUUGGAGAAGAAGGAUAUACCAAAUCAUGCCGUGAUAUUGUUAGAACUUCCAUGAAAUUGAAGUAUGCAAUACAGGGUAAUGAAAUUCUUUCGAAGUAUCUUGAGGUAAUUGGUAACCCUAUUGGUUCAGUUGUCUCUUUCAAGGUUAGGGACAAUGUCAAUGAUUUCAGUAUUUAUGCUUUGGGUGAUUUAUUAGGUAAAAAGGGCUGGCAUUUUGCCUCUUUACAAAAUCCGGCUGCGCUUCAUUUUGCAUUGACCAGAUUGACAAUCCCCAUCAUUGAUGAACUUAUUGGGGAUAUCAUCGAGUCUACAGAACAUCUAGUUGAAGAAAAUGAAAAGCAUGGCGAUAACAAAAAGAAAGACGUCGGUGAUACCGCGGCUUUAUACGGUGUUGCAGGUAGCGUCACCACUUCCGGUGUAGCUGAUAAAGUCAUCGUUGCUUUCCUUGAUACUUUAUAUAAAAUAUAG